Messenger RNA from Sycon ciliatum, 1902 nucleotides. RefSeq names its product S-adenosylmethionine sensor upstream of mTORC1-like. The transcript is spliced from 4 exons. The record is from RefSeq and is a predicted model, not a curated record. NCBI's taxonomy places the organism in Eukaryota, Metazoa, Porifera, Calcarea, Leucosolenida, Sycettidae. Gene Ontology annotation, biological process: negative regulation of TORC1 signaling. The coding region runs from base 12 to 1316 and encodes 434 amino acids.
AUAGAUAAACGAUGUCCUCAACAGCAGGUGAGGGUGUCGAUAGGGAUACACAGGCGCUGCAGUUAGAUCUUGCUGGUGUUGUGAAGGGCCUUCAUGAGAGCUUGAGGAAGAAACUGAGAGCUGCUGCACGUCAAGAGGACGGCAGCUCGGCUGCUGAACGUGGCGAUGACAGCGAAGUGUGGAGUCGAGUCUGGGCAGAGCACUGCGAUGACAAGGAGCAGCUGGAAAAAUACUCGCAAGCCAUGCGAGGCCUGGCGUGCUCAGUCUGGAAAAGCCGAGGCCAAUCACGGCUGAGCUGGUGCGUGGAUACAUGCAGAGAAUACUUUAGAGAUGCUGACGGUGGCUUGCGCCAAAUGCUACGAAAGGAGCACAGGAGGGGAUACAAAAACUGCGAUCAUGAAGAGAAACAGAUUGACGAUGUUGAAUGGCUAACUCAGAUGUCUUGUCAUACAUGCCCCUGUUCAUGUGACGUCCAUCAGAAAUGGUAUGAGCGUGGAAAUGUCCAUGGCGGUAUUCGACUUUUGGAUGUGGGUAGCUGCUACAAUCCCUUUGCUCAGUUUGAUGGGUUUGCGCCGCUUGCCAUUGACCUUCAUCCAGCUGAACAGAGUACUCAUGAAUGUGACUUCAUACGGCUCUCUGUUUCGCCGAGCUCAAGUUGCUGGUCACAACUGCCACCUCUUGAGUCACCCGUCAGAAUGCUACCCCGUCACGCAUACCAUUGCGUUGUGUUCUGCUUGUUUCUGUCCUACCUACCGUUAGCGUCGCAGCGGUGGCUGUGCUGCGUUAAGGCGUACGACCUUCUGAUGCCAAACGGCUUGUUUGUGAUCACAACCCCGGACAGCUCGCAUGCAGGUCGACACGCUCAGCUCAUGAAAUCCUGGAAGCUGGCCAUCGAGCAGAUUGGGUUCAAGCGCUGGCGCUAUGAGAAGCUCGAGCAUCUGCACUGCAUGGCGUUCCGACGUUUGCCAGACAGCGAUCCGUGCCGAGCGCGGUGGCGCUCUCAGUUUACUAUCUGCCAUUCGCCAAAACAAAGCACAUCUAUACCGCAUUGUGACGAUGCUAUUUCAAAGUGUCAGGAUAAUGCCAGCAGCAUGCACGUAGUUUCUGGAGACGGUGAUGAUGCACCUUUGUGCGACUGUUCUUUUUGCACCCAGUCACCUGCUGCCGGCCAGUUACCCAUCCCACAGGACUCUUCUGCUCUGGGUGAUUCCGAUUCUGAGUGCGAUGUCUAUGCUAGUGCAGAGCCACGCACGGAUGAGCAGGACACUGAACUUGCUCAGUGUUUCGAUGAGCUGCCUACAUUGGACAGUGAUUGAUCACCACAGCGUGGAACCAGCCAGCCAGCUGGGACUGGACGUGCCAGAUACAUUUCACAGCAAACCAAUCCACAGAGUAUAUUGGAGCUUCAGCACAUCCGACACAACAAACCAACUAACAAUGUAUAGUAGAGCCAACAAUUAAAAACAAACAAACAACAGAAUGUCUUUGCCUUGAAAGCAGAUACAUAGCAGUGCAUAGUUGUAUCCUCCUGGAACCUGUAUUUUAUACUUUCAAGACAGUAGGUUGUGGUAUACUAUGGAUGUGCAUGCAACUGUAGUCUGUUUCAUCAAUUAACAUGGACGGAUUCAAGUCGUCAGUUUUACCGAAAUGGACAAAGGUUCAGGUAAACUGUAGGAAGACACACAUUUUAUAUUCGAUUUUUAGAAAGGUCUGUGCACAUCAAGAAUACUUUUUUGUUAAAUAUUCUUUAUUAUACUCCAUGGGUCCUUGAUCAAUUAUGAUAACAUUAAUUUUACUGAUUUAGGGAAAGGCGUAAAAGCGCAGCUUCAAAAUCUCAAGUUCUAUUCUUCAGGGAACAGUAAGUGUCCAGUGCCAAGAAUCACCAUGCUAUGCAAAUUGAAA